AUGCGAGCUAAGCGCUCCUUAUUAGAACACCAUGUUGUUGUUGAAGAGCUUGGUGGAGAUGUUCAAUGUGUUGAAAUUUCUGCUUUACAAUCCAAGAAUCUGCCAGCACUGCAAGAGGCGCUGCUGAUACAGUCCGAUUUGAUGGGAUUAAAAAGUACGCCGAAAGGAUUAGUUGAAGGUGUCGUCAUUGAAUCAUCGAUGGUUCAUGGAAUCGGUAAGGUUUGUACUGUGGUGGUGACUCGGGUGGAUGUGGUUACUCGUGGGACUUUACGUCGGAAUUCCAUCCUUGUCGCGGGUGGAGCGUGGUGUCGGGUACGGACGAUGACGAAUGAAACUGGCCAACAACUACAAGAAGCCGGACCUAGUACACCAGUUCGGGUCUCCGGUUGGAAAGAAGACAUUCCGACUCCGGGCGAAGUGCUAUUGGAAGUGCCGUCGGUGGAUCGUGCCCAACGAGCUGUGAAAUUUCGUGCUGAAAAGGAAAUGGCGGAGAAAGCAGAAAAGGACUGGGAAGCGAUCGAAGAAAAGCGAAAGGAGGAACGUGAAAAGUAUUUGGAAAAUCGCCAAAAACUCUUGAAUAAGGUUUCUUUACUUAUUUUUCUCCGUUUUCUCAUC
Messenger RNA from Cooperia oncophora, 615 nucleotides. The record is from the annotation of a GenBank genome assembly. Lineage: Eukaryota; Metazoa; Nematoda; Chromadorea; Rhabditida; Trichostrongylidae.